AUGUCUUUGCAGACCUGUGUCCGUCUUGUCCGCAAGGUUUCAAGAAAAAGGAUCUUGUCCGACACCCACGGCCAAGAAUUUCCCGGCGACCGCAAACCCUUACACAAAGUCGAUGUCGCCAUUCACUGCGGCGAUCUAACAGAAACAUCCAAACUCUACGAAUUUGAGUCAGCCAUCCGUCUUCUCAAAGACAUAAACGCGCCACUCAAACUUGUCAUCCCAGGUAACCACGAUUUUACCCUCGACACGCCCACUUUUAAGAAAGCGAUCGCCGAAACACCUUUCCCCGAUAUAAGAGUAGAGAAGCAAUAUGGAAAAGUUGGAGAAGCGAGACGCUUGAUGGAGAGUUUUACACAUGAGGGUAUUGUGUAUCUAACAGAGGGUGUUCAUCGUUUUGACCUUGACAAUGGAGCUCAUCUGGUAGUUUAUGCGAGUCCGUAUACUCCUUCCAAUGACUGCUGGGGAUUCCAGUUUGAUCCUUGGAUAGGUCACUACAGUCAGAUCAACGAGCCAGUCGACGUGAUAAUAACACAUGGUCCUCCAAAAGGUAUCCUCGACAUGACUUAUCGCAGAAAGCAUGUUGGUUGUUCAGACCUCUUCAAACUUGUCGCUCAAGCAAAACCUCUCAUGCACUGCUUCGGCCACGUGCAUCGAAGCUGGGGCGCAGAGUUGAUAAGAUGGCGAGGCCACGACCCUAAAGAGCCAUUGCCUGAUACAGCCAUCGGUAUGGGGAAGUCUGUUACGAUUGGAGUUCUUGAUCGGUUUAGUUCUAGUGAACUCAUGGUUGCUUGGCAGGAAGAGAAUAGGAAUAUGAGUAUUGCAGAUGCGAGGGUUAUACCCACGAAGCAUUGCAAAGGAGACGAGUUGGCGAUUAUAAGAGGGGCUGAUACUCUUCUUGUUAAUGCUGCUAUUCAAGGGUCAGAUGACAUACCUUUUCAUCAUCCGUGGUUGGUAGAGCUUGAUCUUCCUGUAAGUUGA
Messenger RNA from Fusarium venenatum, 978 nucleotides. NCBI's taxonomy places the organism in Eukaryota, Fungi, Ascomycota, Sordariomycetes, Hypocreales, Nectriaceae. The record is from RefSeq and is a predicted model, not a curated record.